Molecule: messenger RNA, 516 nt
Organism: Cetraspora pellucida
Lineage: Eukaryota; Fungi; Glomeromycota; Glomeromycetes; Diversisporales; Gigasporaceae
Source: the annotation of a GenBank genome assembly
UUAGCAUGUGAUGAGUGGAGUGGUAAAUGGAAUAAUACGGAGUGGCCUGAAAAAUUAUCACCAACCUAUUGCGAUUCUACAAAGACUUUUACAUUCUUAUUCGAUCAAAUUGAAGAUACCGCUAUUUCUCCCUAUUAUCAAGAAGACCCUGAAGAAUAUAUGCUUAUAGCAUAUGUGGAAAAAUGUGAUGAUUUAUUAGUUCCGUUUAGGCUUGGGGCUAAAUUUGAAGGCCUUGCUUCACCUCAAUUUAUAAACGAUGAUAUAUGUAAAUAUGAAUUCGAUCGUCAAACCAACUUGUGUUUUAAAUUGGAAACUGAACUUAAAGAGGGUAAUACCAUUAAUCUUGUAAGACUUUAUAGUUUUACUAUUGCGGCUUGGAAACUCUGCUAUAUUUUAGAUUGUCUUGCACAUAAUCGUGAUCUUAUCAAUUUGAGAAAGGGAUUCAGAUAUGUAUAUAGUGGUAGAUGGUACCGUUCUUGUAAGCGUCCAAAAAGACGUAUUGGUAAUAUAAAAUAG